AGUUUCAUUUUUUUUUUUUGGCACUUAAAAUACAAAAAAAAUUCAUGUAAUAUAAAAUGUAAUUCGUUAUGGCCUGGUUUCGGCGAGACAAGAAAGUCAACGAGACCACGGAAGUCAACAACACAGAGCCAAGUAAUCCGGAUAGGCAGCAAUCAACAUCCACGACGUUACGCAUAGAACAGUCCAUAACUUUAGAGCAAGAUAGUCGAGAUCAGCUAAGUGAUUUGGGGUCGCGUUCGAAUUCGCUUACAGUAACUGAGAAAGAUGUAAAAUUGAUGGAUCCGCGCUUUGAGGGCGUAAUAGCGCCGGUGUUUACCUGCUUCCGGGAUGAUGAACGUCGCUCGCUGGAUGUGCGGCAUAUUAAUAGGUAUGCAGAGUGUCUAAAGAGUCAUCUUAUCAAUGGAGUGUUGGUCAAUGGCGUUAGUGGCGAAGGACCUAGUAUGCGUGUGCGUGAGCGCAAGGCCAACUGCGAGUACUGGCUGCGAGCAGCCAUACGCUAUAAACUGUUGGUACUAGUGCAAGUCGGUGGCUGCCCAUUGCCCGAUGUGCUCUCACUGGCUGCCCAUGCAGAGGAUAUGCGUGUGAGUGCGGUGAUUACACUGCCGGAGCUUUUUUAUAGGCCACGCAAUGUGGAUCAACUGGUGGGCUACUGCAAGCAUGUGGCCAGCUGUUGCAAAACUAGACCUUUCUUCUACUAUCAUAUGCCCUCUAUGACAGGCGUGGACGUGGACAUUGUUGAGUUUUGCGCCAAAGCGGAGCAGGUUAUACCCAACUUUAUGGGCGUACACUAUGCCAGCACCGAUCUAGAAAUGGGUCAGCGCUGUCUGCGCUUCGGGCGUGUCAUACUCCUCGCCAGCACCUCACUGCUUGCCACCGGCCUUAUGUCUGGCUUUAACAGCGCCUGUCUGACUGUUGUCAAUAUGCGCCCUGAGCUAGUACAGAGCAUCUUCAAGGCAAUUAACGACAACGACAUGCUCCUGGCACGCAACCACCAACGUGAGCUAAAUCAGUUAAUGGAAAUCCAUACGCAUAGUACGUAUCUGCAGAACUGGGUCAACUCCAUGAAGAAUUGGUUCAACAAAGAGUAUUCUAUGCAAAAGAACGGUUCCUUCACCGCUGGUCCACCUAGACAAGUAUUUUAGUUAGGCAAAUUUACAACUAUUUUAACAAAUAGUUAAAAUUAUAUUGAUAGAUUAUGAAAUAUGAAAUACAAUCUUAUCUUAAG
This is a messenger RNA of Drosophila busckii, 1225 nucleotides long. Its product is annotated as N-acetylneuraminate lyase-like. The transcript has 4 exons. NCBI's taxonomy places the organism in Eukaryota, Metazoa, Arthropoda, Insecta, Diptera, Drosophilidae. Gene Ontology annotation, molecular function: 4-hydroxy-tetrahydrodipicolinate synthase activity; N-acetylneuraminate lyase activity. Gene Ontology annotation, biological process: N-acetylneuraminate catabolic process. The record is from RefSeq and is a predicted model, not a curated record. The coding region runs from base 69 to 1142 and encodes 357 amino acids.